Molecule: messenger RNA, 282 nt
Organism: Paraglomus brasilianum
Lineage: Eukaryota; Fungi; Glomeromycota; Glomeromycetes; Paraglomerales; Paraglomeraceae
Source: the annotation of a GenBank genome assembly
AUGGCCUUUGGAUAUGAAUCGAUGGUGAGCAAAAAGGUGAAAACAGAAAAUACAGGAGUGCUCUUGGAACAAUUAGAUCAAUUGGUUCCCGAAGGGAAAGCAUCAUUAGAGUGGAACAAUGAAUGGGAAUCUCCCGUAUUCGCAAGCAACGAUCUUCGAACGAAUCGCCACAAGGCAAUUAAGGCUGUCGCUCCUGCAGACAAAGCAUCAACGCUCGAUCUAGACGACGACUUUACGCGAAUAAUGAAUCGUAAUAUGUUUACUGACGAAUGGAAAAACUAA